Silurus meridionalis is the source of this 2756-nucleotide messenger RNA. It is a transcript of the gene efhd2, whose product is annotated as EF-hand domain family, member D2. The transcript is spliced from 4 exons. NCBI's taxonomy places the organism in Eukaryota, Metazoa, Chordata, Actinopteri, Siluriformes, Siluridae. Bases 275 to 973 code for a protein of 232 amino acids. Gene Ontology annotation, molecular function: calcium ion binding. The record is from RefSeq and is a predicted model, not a curated record.
UGCAGUGCACGCGAGUUCUACACACACAGGCGCGCGCUGUCUGUUUGAAUUGUGCUGGACACCGGAGGAACCGUUGACCGGCGUGGUUAGAGCUCGCGCGUUACAAACUGAAGAUAACAUCACGCGCAAGAACAUUCCUAAGGGGUCUCCUUUAUCCCUGUAGACAGUCGCGUGCGAACCGAAGACGUUUUAGACUGGUGUUUGAGAACCCAUGUGUUUUGUCUAGUGGACAGCGAGCUUUGUGAGAAGCGGUUUAUUAGCAAGAGACAAAAACAUGGCCUCGGACGAGCUGUCAACGAAGCUUCACCGGCGCCUGCAGAUUGAAGAGGGCGCGGAGGAGCCGCACGCCGUGGACGAGGGUCGCGAGAACGGCGCGCACGAGAAAACGACCACGGCCAACGCCGACUCAGAGCUGGGAGCAAAACUGCAGCGGCGCGGCGAGCUGAACGAGGGAGUGGGCGAUCACCAGCAGCCCAGCAUGAAGGUCUUCAACCCGUACACCGAGUUCAAGGAGUUCUCCAGGAAGCAGAUUAAAGACAUGGAGAAAAUGUUUAAGCAAUAUGACUCUGAGAAGGAUAAUUACAUUGACCUAAUGGAGCUGAAGCUGAUGAUGGAGAAGCUCGGUGCUCCACAGACUCACAUGGGCCUGAAGAAUAUGAUCAAAGAGGUAGACGAAGACUUGGACGGCAAACUGAACUUCAGAGAGUUCCUCCUGAUCUUUAGGAAGGCAGCAGCAGGGGAGCUGGCCGAGGACAGCGGGUUGUGUGUCUUAGCUCGUCUGUCUGAAAUUGACGUGUCCACUGAGGGUGUGAAAGGAGCCAAGUCUUUCUUUGAAGCCAAAGUCCAUGCCAUUAACGAGUCAAACCGUUUCGAGGCGGAGAUCCGUAACGAGCAGGAGGAGAAGAAACGGCAGGCAGAGGAGAAGAAACAGAGACAAGCGGCAUUCAAAAAUCUUCAGUCAGCCUUCAAAUGACCACCCACCAGUUCUAUUAGAGCUCUGCUUUAACCUUCCUCAUCUUCCUCAUGUUUGUGUCAGUUUCAUGUUUAUCAAAACACCAUAGCAGAGAUACUAUGCAAUGAUUAAUUUUUUUUUUUUAAUAUAGAGGUUUUCAUUCCAGCUUCACUUCCUUAGUGAGUAAUCAUAGUGGCAGUUUUAAGCUUGCAGUGAUUUCUUAGAUCCUCACUCUUCGUCUCUCUCUUGAUUUUGAAAUUGGUGUUGCCUAAGGAUGUGACUCUUUGCACUGGACUGGGUGUGUCACUUGCCUAAUUGAUAUAGUUUAACACACCUUUUUGCAUGUAUGUGAGGGCUUUCUAUUUCAACUUCAGUAUCAUAGUAUUCCUUAGUAAAAUAAGCAAUGCACAGGGUGACUUUUUAUUUUAAAGGGAAUUUUUUUUUUAUGAUUUUAAGCUGUUGGUUCCUAUUUGAGCAUCCAGUCCAUUGUGAUCCUCUGUAUUCAGCGUCAUGCAUUGUGACUAGGCUUAAUGGUAUCCUUGGUAAUUGGGUUCGCACAAAACUAAACACAAAAGCCUUGCCUAAAAGAGUUCUCUAUUUUUACACUGUCGCUUGGAAAAGGAGUCUGAGAACAUGCAUGUUUGUUCUGCUGUGUUGGAUUCUAUUUUAUUUUUGUAUGUUCUUUUUGAAAGAAAACUGUGAUGCCCUGACAAUCUUCCCCUUCAAAGGAUCUCUAACAUCAGUUUCUGUUGCUUUAUCAAUGAUGAGGAGUCUCUUGCUCACAAACCCCCUGCACACAAACAUUUCCAUCCUCAUUGAUGCCUUUUAUUAGUUCUCAUUAUUGUUUAUCUAGCCAGUCUUUGUAAAAAGUAAAAAAAAAAAAACACCAUAGUAUUUUUUCACACGCCAUCAAUACGCUGUUGUCUGUUUUGUAUCAGACAUGUUCAUACCUUUUGUGUACGUUUUAACCAAGAUGCUCUCAACAGUGCAAAGUUCAACAUUCAUCUCCUCUUUAUAAAUGCAUGCACUAACUCUUUAGUGUCAGGUGCCUGUGUGUGUGCGCACACUAUAGCCAGUAAACAGCUUUAUGCAUUUGUAAAUGUUGAAAUGUAAUCUGGUGCUGGCAUUAUAAUAGUCGUUUACUUCUCUCAGCAAAACCCUUUAGAGUGUGUUUGAAAAUAUACUCUAACAUUGCAGCAAGUAGAUUUUUAUUUUUCUGCAUAGUGUGUAACAUCAGAAUGGCAAAUACGUUUUUAAUAACUUUGAUUCUGCAAAUAUUUUACUAUGGACAAAAAGGGCACAUUGUUGUAGACCAAAUUCAUGCUUCCAUUUGGAUGCUUUUAAAUCAUAAAUGGAUUUCAUUUGUUUGUCAUUUAAAGAUAAAACGUGUGUGAGUCACAGCACAUUUUAGCACAGGGAUGUGUAAAGAGUCAAAUAUUUUUUUUUUUCCAGAAAUAAACUGCAUUUAGUUUUGUAUAGUGAGGGGCCUUUUAAAAAUGUUUGUCUCCUUAAAAUUCCAUAAUUUGUUUGCCAAAUUGUCUCCCUUCACAAUGUCAGCUGUUUCUUACAAAGUGUUGUUCUAUGAUUUAAAUUUGAGAAUUUCUGUACUUUUAAUUUUUGAGGGAGUGGCCUGUUAUGCAUCCUGUUUUGUUCCUGUUAAGGAUAUUGUAUUUGGAGUCAUUGGCAGGCUGUGAUGAUUUGUAUUAUGAAUAAGCAAAUAGGUGCAUGACUAUGUUUUAAAGCUUUAUAGACUUUAAAUGUAUUUGAGUGUUCUGCAGAUUAAAUGUGGGGUUUGAGCAAAUAA